Messenger RNA from Electrophorus electricus (electric eel), 1429 nucleotides. The record is from RefSeq and is a predicted model, not a curated record. Lineage: Eukaryota; Metazoa; Chordata; Actinopteri; Gymnotiformes; Gymnotidae.
CUUCUCUCUGGCUGGAUUUGCCCCGUCUGCGUCAGUGACGGGCGGCGUUUUCGCCUAGGUAAAGAUACGCAAUCGCAGUUUCCAGUUCUACUACAGCUUCGAGUAUGUCUUUGUGCACAAAGGCUUGUAUGAGCGGACGGGAGAAGCCCUGGUUGCAAGGUUAAUUGCUACUCGACCAGUUAAGCAUACAAAGCUGGAAUGAGGAACGAGGAAGCUUUACGGUUAUUUCCUAGCAAGCCUGCGUGUUCCAGGUGUACCUGCGAUUGCACCUGUUAGGCGUGACCCCGGAUGAUCCGCAGGACACUGACCGCUCACCUGUGUGCUGUUGCCAGAGCUACCAGGAAUACACCCGAGAUGGCCAGACCGAGCUCGAGUUUGGCCCAUUUUCGGGAGGAGUUUGCCAAGGCCAAGCACAUCGCGAUAAUCACAGGGGCUGGAGUCAGCGCAGAGAGCGGUGUCCCAACGUUCAGAGGGGCUGGGGGAUACUGGAGGACGUGGCAGGCUCAGGAUUUGGCCACUCCUGGUGCAUUCUCCCGAGACCCGUCCCUGGUGUGGGAGUUUUAUCACUACAGACGUGAGGUAAUGAGUAGUAAGGAGCCCAACCCAGCCCAUUUGGCUAUCGCUGAGUGUGAGGCUCGUCUCGGCCAGCAGGGGCGCUCUGUAGUCGUUAUCACCCAGAACAUCGACGAGCUGCACCGUCGAGCCGGCUCCAAACACGUGCUGGAGAUCCACGGUAGUCUGUUUAAAACACGCUGCAUGAGCUGUGGUGAAGUCAAGGAAAACUACAAGAGCCCUGUCUGCCCUGCACUGAAGGGAAAGGGUGCCCCUGACCCCAAUGCCAAGGAGGCCAGAAUACCAGUGGAGGAUCUGCCUAGAUGUGAUAGGCAGGGCUGUCAUGGUCUUCUGCGGCCACACGUGGUGUGGUUUGGAGAGACACUGGAUGCUGAUAUUCUGACCAGCGUGGAACAGGAGCUGGAGAGAUGUGACCUCUGCUUAGUGGUCGGCACCUCCUCCAUAGUUUACCCAGCGGCCAUGUUUGCGCCCCAGGUGGCAGCUCGAGGAGUGUGUGUGGCGGAAUUUAACAUGGAGAGCACACCUGCCACGCAGAGGUUUAUGUAUCACUUUGAGGGUCCGUGUGGCAGGACGCUGCCCCCUGCUCUGGCACGUCACCAGAGCGAGGUCAUCUGAGGAGCACUCCGUCCCCCUGCACUGCGCUUUAGAACACAGGGUGCACAUCCACGCUCUGGUGUUGCUAGUUUAGAACACAGGGUGCACGUCCAUGCUCUGGUGAUGCUAGUUUAGAACAGAGGGUGCACGUCCAUGCUCUGGUGAUGCUUGGGUUCUUUUAAAUGCUGUCCUGCUGUUCCGAUUGACACCAGGGUGAGGAGGAUGGAUUUGGGCAAAAAUAAAGUUGUCCACACACCUUGAA